Molecule: messenger RNA, 3244 nt
Organism: Dimorphilus gyrociliatus
Lineage: Eukaryota; Metazoa; Annelida; Polychaeta; Dinophilidae
Source: the annotation of a GenBank genome assembly
AGUUUCGUAGAAAGAAUUUAUCUUUCAGCGCCUCCUGGAAGAACACGUCAGUCGAAAUGAUGAAAAUCUGUGCAUAAUGCCAUCGAAAAGACAUAUCGUUAACAGUAUCAAGGAUAUAGAUACAAGAUAAUUCGAUAUGACGUCUUUGAUCAAGUACAUAUGGAUUUUAAACAUUAUGUCAGGCAUUUUAUGCGUAACGUUAUAUACAUUGGCUGAAGAUAUAGAUGUAAAAAGAGCAGAUGCCACUCAAAGAAGGUUUGAUGCCACACCCAAUUCUGAAAGCACUGUAUCAGAAGGUUUAGGAGGGAAAGCUGUAUCAAUUGACCCUGAAGAGAAAAAGACUACAGUAAAAAAUGUAGAAAUUAUCGAACCUUGCUCUCCAGAAGACGAUCCAUCGCUGAAUAUAGAAAAAAAGGAGAGUGUUUCAACAGAAAUUGAAGAAACUUUACAAACCAGCAUCAAUGCAGUUCCAUCAGAUCCACAGAUUCCCAAUCCAAAUAUUCAAUCUUCCCCAGUAGAUCAAGCAAUUCUAACAGAGGACAUUCAAACGGAAAUAAUCUCUGAACAAGUUGUAACAGUAGAUACUGAUACUGGAAAGGAGGAGAUAGAAAGUGCUAAGGGACCGGAGACUGACUCUCAAACAGAUAAAUCAGUAGACAAAGAAACUGGGAGUUCUAUUGAUAAAGAAAGUACUUCAAAAUCUCCUAAUAAGGAGACUGAUGAAAUAUCAAUAGCUAAUGCUGAAGAAACAGCUAAAUCAUCUCAAGAAGAAUUGCCAUCAUUUGAAGAGUGGCGACAGAAAGAGUUGGAGGCAGAGAAAAAUAAAGGUCCUAUUAUACAUAGCACCCCUAGUAAUACUAAUUUACCUCCCUCAGAGUCAAAUGUGGCUAACACAAAUAACCAAAAUGGUAUUUUAAACAAUAAUGGUGCAAAUAGUGGCAAAAGGAAAACUAAUGGUGUUAAUUAUGCAUCUUCACGUUGUGGAGCAAAAAUUUUGAAUUCCAACACUGAUUCAUCAAAUGUUCAUGCUAUAUUAACUGAAAAUAAGGACUCCUACAUGAACUCUCCUUGUUCUGCCAAAAAAUUCUUUACUGUUGAACUUUGUGAAAGCAUUGCUGUGAGAGCAAUUAAAUUAGGAAGUUAUGAAUUGUUCAGUUCCUUGCCAAAGACUUUCAGUGUGAAAGUUAGUGAAAGAUGGCCAACAAAAGAGUGGAAAAGUUUAGGUAUUUUUCAUGCAAGGGAGUUAAGGGAUGUACAACUUUUCAACAUUGUUCUUCCGCCUAGUAGUAUUGAAACUUUUACAAAAUAUAUAAGAAUUGACAUGAUGGAACACUUUGGAAAGGAGCAUUACUGUCCUGUAAGUGUUUUGAGAGUUUAUGGUAUAACAGAUGAUUAUGAUGAUUCUGAUACAAUUGAACCUGACCAAGUAGAAAACAAUCAGGAAGAUGACAAUGCUAAUGUUGUUCCACCAAAUGAGAAAUCUCCUACUCUUUUUAAAACAGCGAAGGAUACUGUAAUAGGCCUAAUGCAUAAAAUGCUCUCGAAAGAAGAGGAAGGAGGCAAAGAUGGAUUCAAUACAAAAAAUUCUGCUAAUAGUAAUGAAACUAUGGAAAACAAUUCCACUUCCCUAAAUUCAAAUGGUACUUUUUCUGGUCCCUGUGCCCCUAAUGCAACUUCAAAUGGGACAAAUGAGGACAACAAAGUGAUAAAUAAAACCACAAAUUGCCCUGAAAUUCCUAUCGCAAUAUCCAAAUCUGCAACACACGGCUUUUUUCUGGAUAAUUUAAAAAACAUAUGCUGGAAUUGUGAAAAUCCUGUUCAUCUUGACUCAUCUUUUCAAUGUUCAUACUUUCCUUCAGUUUUCUUAUGCCGAUACUUUGAAAUUUUUAUUGGACUAUCUGUUUGCUGUGUGUCCAGUGUACCAGACUUAUCUAGCACAGAAAUACUUCUCAAAACAGAUUCUUCUACAUUAUCAGCUAUAGAAAAUUCACCUACUGCUUCAAUAGUGGUUGAGCCCUCCUUAAGCCAAACAACAAGCUCACUUGAAUUAACUGUUACAUCUUCUGAAAUAGAGUCAUCAACUAUUUCAUCUUCUUUAGAGGAGGAAAAAUCUUCAUCUGUAGAUAUGUCAACAGAAACUAAGGAAUUGUUUUCAUCAAAACAAGAACAAGUGCUUUCGACACAAUCGUCUGAGAAUUUAGAAAUUGAAGCCACUCAAUCAACUUUCUCAUCAAACGAAGAGGUCUACACUUCUACCCUCGGUCCAGACACUGCCCAAAUUAGGCCAACCUCUGUCGUUUCAAAUCCUCCAAUUGAAAAGAGCGUUGACGACGACAUAUCAAGUACAUUAUCCAGUAGCGAGUUAGAUAAGCCAAUAGAAUCAACACUUGAAAAUUCUGUAGUUUUAGAAGAGAACACUACGAUGUCUGUUGAGGAAUUAGAGAAAAAUGCUACAGAACAACAUAUAUAUGCAGAUGAAAGCAAAGAUAAGCCGGAAAAGACAGUAGAUGAAACUGAGACCGAGGAAGGAACAGUUAAAUUGCCUUAUGACAAGAAGCUUGCCGCGGUAAAUCGUCUUAGGAGUAAAAUAAAAGAGUUGGAGCUGGAUCUCCAUUUAACCUCUAGAUAUUUGGAGGAGCUUAGCCAAAGAUAUCGGAAGAAAAUGGAAGAGACUCACCAAAUGUUAAAUUCUAAAAUAAUUAAUAUGACCAAGGCAUUUACUGCAAGAGAACAAAAGCAAAGAGAACAAAUUGAGCGAUCGCAUCGAGAAAUUGUUGCUUUGAAAUUUGUUGUUAGAAAUGCUACAAUGCUUCUCGAAAAAGCUCAUCUAAGAAUAGAUCGUCAAUGGCACUUUCAUUUUUUCGAAGUUAUGAUAUGUUUCAUUGUAUGGUUUUUAUUUAAAGGGAAAGCUCAAUCAACUCAUUCAUCUGCAAGGAUAAGAUCAACUUCAUCAACAUGUUCUAUCGAGUCUAAUACAAAUCGUAGAAGGAAUUCAAUAGAUUCUACACCAAGAAAAAAGGAAUUUUCUCUACCUGAAAAACGAACGAAAGAUGAUCUAGAUGUUCUUCACUACAAAAAUAAUUUUGGUUUCCCGGAAAAAAAGAGCUCUAAUAUCGAGAAAAUGAACAAGAAUGAACACAAGGGUAAAAAUAAAAAGAAAAAGAAAAAACUGAUGUUCUUGGACAAACAAAAUUCCAUGACCAAUAAUCACCAUUGCAAUAUAGCACCCAUGAGGGAAAUCUAA